GCGGGCAAGUUUGUGUACUGUGAGGUGCUGCCGCCACGGGGACGCCAAGCCGCUAAGCACACCACCAUAAUUCCCUUACCGAGCGCCUACACCUCGUCUUACCACCGUCUAAAAAAACAGGGAAUAUCCACGGUUAAAUUAACACUGUGCCCUGGCCGCGUGCACCCCCGGGAGUGGCUGUGGAGGCGUGAAUUAGGGGGUCGGUCACCUUAGUUCAAACAUGGCGGACACCUACAAACUCGGGGACCUCGUCUGGGCCAAGAUGAAGGGGUUCUCGCCAUGGCCCGGCAAGGUCAUUUCUGCAAAGGACAAUGUCAAAAAGCCCAGCAAGAAGCACUGCCAUUUCAUCUACUUCUUUGGCAGUGAAAAUUAUGCAUGGAUUGAGUCUGCCAACAUGAAACCAUACUUCCAGUACAAAGCUCGUCUCAUGAAUGCCAACAAAACAUCAACGUUCAAAGAAGCUGUCGAAUGUAUUGAAAAAUACAUAGGAGAAAAUAACAUUGAGGUCCCUGAGGUGAAGGAGGAGAACAGUGAUGCAAACCACACAGAAAAAAGUGAAACGCCUUCCGCCAAAAAAAAGAUAAAGGGCACACCCAAAAGGAGGCCCAACAGUGACGCGAGCAGUGGCGGCAGCAGUACCAAGCGCAUCAAAAUAGACCCGAUGAGGCACAAGGAUCCACUGCUGGACUCGUCGCCUUCAAGUCACAAUGCCAAGGCCAGGGUAUCAGCUCUCCUCAACAGACCAGUCCACAUUGAAAGACCAGAUACUCCACCCUUGGAUGUGGGCAGUGUGAGCCAGACUUUGAAAGAUAAGAAAAUAGAGCCAUCAGGGCUGAAGUUUGGGUUCCUCGGCCUUGGCAUCAUUGGGUCUGGGAUCGUCAAGAACCUUCUCAACAGUGGACACAGUGUAAUGGUGUGGAACAGAUCAUCAGAAAAGUGUGGAGAUUUUGUAAAUGCAGGCGCCAAAGAAAUGAUGACCCCGUCAGACGUCAUUGCUUCAGCAGACAUCACGUUUUCGUGUGUCUCAGAUCCACAGGUUGCCAAGAAUAUGGUUUUUGGCAAUUGUGGAGUCCUACAAGAGAUGUCUGCUGACAAGGGUUAUGUUGAGAUGACUGGCAUUGAUGCUGAAACCUCUCAAGAUAUUGCUGAGGCAAUUGGUGGGCGUGGAGGGCGGUACCUUGAGGCACAGGUUCAAGGGAGCAAGGUGCAGGCUGAGGAGGGCACCCUUGUCAUCCUUGCAGCAGGCGACAGGACACUCUUUGAUGAUUGCCAAAGUUGUUUUCAGGCAAUGGGUAAAAAUUCUUUCUAUUUGGGUGAAGUUGGAAAUGCAAGCAAGAUGAAUUUGGUUCUUCAAGUCAUGGCUGGAGUAACGCUAGCAGGUCUUGCAGAGGGCAUGGCCCUCGCUGACAGAGCUGGAUUACAGCAGAAAGAUGUAAUGGAGAUUAUGGAACUAACCUCACUUGCUUGUCCCCUCAUGAUUGAGAAAGGGAAAGCAAUUAUUGAAGGAGGAUUUCCCACACAUCUGCCACUGCAGCACAUGCAGAAAGAUCUCCGAUUGGGAAUGCUCAUGGGAGACACACUAGAGCUGCCUCUCCCGCUCACAGCAGCCACAAAUGAAGUUUUCAAACAUGCAAAACGACUUGGUUACGGGGAGCACGAUGUCUCCAGUGUUUACAUACGCACCCGAUUCUAACAAAGACUAAAAACUGAACCCGUCAGUAUGUUUUGAAUGGAUGUGAGCCCGUGGCCUCACCCAAGUGUGCACCCACAGUCACACAUCACAGUUUGCCAUGAGUGCACAUUCUUUGUUUUUGUUUUAUCAACAAUAGUGCAAAUCCUCUGUAUAUUGUGUUUGUUUUACUGGCAAUUGGCUGUUCACAUUUUGUAUGUUAGUAAAUAGUUUUAAUAUCACUUAUUUUUUUGAGUUGAAUUCUACCAUCUAGGUGUUUGGACCGUAAGCUGAAUGAUUAAGUUUUUAUAUAAUAAAGUGACUUACAUUGUGUAGUUGAAAAUUUCAAAGACAGUUAGCCACAAGCUGUGGAGAUUCUUAAAUAACAACUUGGUUCACUAAAAGAAUGUAUGAAUUGGCUUGACAAUGGACCGGAGUUGGGUAUGCUCCUUUACUGAUGAGUUUCCUAGUUCAUUUUGUCCUGUUCUCUUUCCUUCUGCUUACUGUAUGGCAAAAAGUAUGAAUGCUUUGUGGAAAGACUUGUGUAAGUUGUGUCACAAAGUCGCCUCAUUCUACGUUUUCUAUCGAUUUGACAGCAAAUGGCGACUUGAUUUUUUACUAUAUAUUUUAAAUAUUUUUUGCAAUAUAAAUUUUGUUAUGUAUGUUUUGUGUUAGUAAUUAAGCAGUUGAAUGGAUAAACAAAAUUUUACUCAAUUAAAGUUUUCUACAAGUCAGUCAUUGCUCAUUUAUUGAAUAUCUUCUGCUUUUUUAUUCGGUUGUGUAACUGCUUUGUACAUUUGGUUCAUGCUAAGAUAUUUUUGUAAAAAUUGUAAAUUCAACAAUCCCCGAUGUGAGUUCAAAUCAUAAUGGUCUUGAUUUUUAAAACUUUUGUGCAUUUCACACAACUUAGCCCUGAUUUAGUCUAGUGUACAAUCAUGACUGAGGGACAACAGAAGAAACCUUUUGCAUAAGUAUAUCAAACAGUAAAAAAUAUUGGUUGAGGAAAUGGAAAUUUAAGGGAGACAGUUAUGCUUCCAUGCUUUGCUACAAAUUACUUAUUAUAGUAUUAUAUAUGGAAUAAAAUGAGAAAUUAU
This is a messenger RNA of Eriocheir sinensis (Chinese mitten crab), 2763 nucleotides long. RefSeq names its product cytokine-like nuclear factor N-PAC (gene Ndf). Bases 221 to 1693 code for a protein of 490 amino acids. NCBI's taxonomy places the organism in Eukaryota, Metazoa, Arthropoda, Malacostraca, Decapoda, Varunidae. Gene Ontology annotation, molecular function: oxidoreductase activity, acting on the CH-OH group of donors, NAD or NADP as acceptor; NAD binding; NADP binding. The transcript is spliced from 12 exons. The record is from RefSeq and is a predicted model, not a curated record.